AUGUCGCAAAUGAAUGCAGUCCGUUUCUACGGCCAGCGCGACAUCCGUCUCGACCAGAUUCCCGUCCCUUCCGUCAAGCCCGGCCAGGUCAAGAUCGCCCCAAAGUUCUGCGGCAUCUGCGGCUCUGAUCUGCACGAGUAUCUCGGCGGCGCGAACCUGAUCCCUCAGGAAGGCCACCCGCACCCCAUCACGGGCGAAACCCUGCCCCUGACGCUGGGCCACGAAUUCAGCGGCGUGGUGGAGGAGGUGGGCGAGGGCGUCAAGAAUGUCAAGCCUGGUGACCGCGUCUGCGUGCAACCCACCAUCUACGACGGCAGCUGUCGCGCCUGCAAACGAGGACUGGUGAAUUGCUGCGACAAGAACGGCUUCGUGGGGCUGAGUGGGUGGGGUGGCGGACUGUGCGAACACAUGGUCGUGCCUGAGAGUUGUGUCAAGCCGUUGCCGGACAAUAUACCCUUGGAAGUCGGCGCCUUGAUCGAGCCGCUGGCGGUGGGUUGGCACGCGGUCGACAUAUCCCCUUACAAGGACGGCGAUGCGGCUCUCGUGCUUGGUGGAGGCCCCAUCGGUCUCGCGGUCGUGCAGGCCCUGGUGGGUAGAGGGUGCAAAAACAUCAUCGUCAGCGAAGUCAGCGGCCGGAGGAGAGAAUUUGCGAAGCAGUUUGGCGCACACCACGUCAUUGAUCCGGUCAAAGUGGACGUCGUCGAAGAAGUUGAGAAGUUGACGAACGGCGAGGGCGCUGAUGUCGGAUUCGACGCCGCCGGCGUGCAGGUCGCGGUGGAUACGGCAUUCAAAGCCAUCAAGGCGAGAGGGACGUUGGUCAAUAUCGCCGUGUGGGAGAAGAGGGCGACGCUGCAGAUGAAUGAUAUCGUGUUCAGGGAGAGGGGGUACAUGGGAGUAGCAACAUACUCCCUCGGCGACUUUGAAGCCGUCAUCAAAGCCAUUUCAACCGGCGCCAUGAAACCCGCCGGCAUGAUCACCAAGACGAUCAAGCUCGACCAGGUCGCCGAGGAAGGAUUCAAGACGCUGAUCGAGGACAAGGAGAACCACGUCAAGAUCCUUGUCGAUGUCGGCGCGGGUAUAUAG
Molecule: messenger RNA, 1083 nt
Organism: Fonsecaea multimorphosa CBS 102226
Lineage: Eukaryota; Fungi; Ascomycota; Eurotiomycetes; Chaetothyriales; Herpotrichiellaceae
Exons: 3
Coding region: 1-1083 (360 amino acids)
Biological process (GO): butanediol biosynthetic process
Cellular component (GO): cytoplasm
Molecular function (GO): (R,R)-butanediol dehydrogenase activity; zinc ion binding
Source: RefSeq, a predicted model, not a curated record